CUCAGUAGAGACACAGCAGAAUACUGGAGGCUGAAGUUCACAAAGAGGCAGCGAGACAGCCUGCCAUUCUGCUACCAGGGAGACACACACACACGGUACAAGACGCAGCUGCCAAAGCAAUUAACAAUCCAUACUUGAAAAUCAGGAUCUUCAGACCAAACAGCUACAUGUGUGGAACUUUACUGUUAACUGCAAAUCUCCAGGAAGGGUUUCUGAGGCUGGGAGCUUCUUCCUGUGAAGCGCAUUAUACCAUGCACACCUGUAUGUAGAUCCACUUCGUCUGCCAUAAAAGGUCACUGUGGCCCUGACUGGCUGCAGAAAGACAUCCCAGCGAGAGGCAAAGUGCAGGGGCUGUAAAGUAGGGAGGGAACAGUAGAGACUCUCCGACACCAGCUGUUCUAUCCCAUAGCACCUUUCUAUCUCGACACCACUCUCUCUCUCUACAGGUAGGUCCUCGAUUCUGAAGCUGGCAAAAUGCCACAAGUCCAAGUUAAAAGCGAAGUUCAAAAGGUCCUUAAUAAAACUACACCAGGUCUACAGAUAUGGAGAGUGGAGAAUAUGGAACUCGUGCCCUGCCCACCUAAAACAUAUGGGCACUUUUAUGAAGGAGACAGCUAUUUAAUACUAUAUACACACAAGACAAGCAGCUCCUUCAGCUAUGACAUUCACUACUGGCUGGGCAAGUCAACCUCUGUUGAUGAGCAAGGGACUGCAGCCAUAUACACCACCCUAAUGGACGAUCACCUGGGGGGCGUGGCAGUGCAGCAUCGAGAGGCGCAGGGCUGCGAGAGCUCCGAAUUCAAAGGCUACUUCAAACAAGGCAUCAUUUAUAAGAAGGGUGGAGUAGCUUCGGGUAUGAAACAAGUGGAAACCAACACAUACAACGUGCGCAGACUUCUGCAUGUUAAAGGCAAGAAGAAUGUGGUCGCAGGAGAGGUGAAUAUGAACUGGAGCAGCUUCAAUAAAGGCGACGUGUUCCUGCUGGACCUGGGAAGCAUCAUCAUCCAAUGGAAUGGCCCAAUAAGCAAUCGCAUGGAACGACUACGGGGCAUGAAUUUGGCGAAGGACAUUCGUGACCGAGAGAGGGGGGGGCGAGCACAGGUGGUGGUGGUGGAGGGAGAUGAUGAGAAAUCUUCUGAGGAAGCCAUGAAAUUGAUGAAACAGGUCUUGGGAGAAAAACGGGAAAUUAAAGAGCCCAUUCCAGACGAAGUGGUGGAGGAGAAACUCAAAUCCAGCAUCAAACUGUUUCAUAUUUCUGAUGCUGGAGGUAACCUAGUGGUCCAGGAGGUAGCAGUGAAGCCACUUACACAAGACCUGCUUAAUCCAGAAGACUGCUAUUUGCUGGAUCAGGGUGGAAUACGAAUCUUUAUAUGGAAGGGCCGCAAGUCAUCAAAGACAGAGAGGUCAGAAGCACCGGAGAAGGCUGAGGCCUACAAAAAGGCUAAAGGCUAUCCUCCAUCCACAUAUGUGGAAACAGUGAAUGAUGGCUCUGAGUCCUCAGUGUUCAAGCAGCUGUUCCAGAAAUGGACAGUGAAGGGUCAAACAGCUGGACUUGGCACCACGCACAGCCCAGGCAAAAUAGCCAAAGUUGAGCAAGUAAAGUUUGAUGCUAUGUCAAUGCAUGCCAGGCCUGACAUAGCAGCCCAGCAGAAAAUGGUGGAUGAUGGUUCUGGUGAAGCAGAGAUGUGGAGGAUAGAGAACAAUGAGUUAGUCCCCGUGGACAGAAAGUGGUUGGGCCACUUCUUUGGUGGUGACUGCUACCUCAUCCUCUACAAAUAUGAAAUCAAUGGAAAAAUGCACUACAUUCUGUAUAUCUGGCAAGGACGCCAUGCAAGCACAGCAGAGCUGACAGCGUCUGCAUAUCAGGCGGUCAUCCUGGAUCAGCAGUAUAACGGCGAGCCAGUGCAGGUUCGAGUGCCUAUGGGAAAGGAACCCAUGCACCUCAUGGCCAUCUUCAAGGGCAGGAUGGUGAUUUAUGAGGAAGGAAGUCCCAGAGAAGGCUCCACCGACGCUCAGCCCAGAUCAAGACUGUUCCAUGUUCACGGCUCUAAUAAUUUAAACACCCGUGCCAUAGAGGUGCCUAUCCGAGCAUCCUCUCUCAACUCCAAUGAUGUGUUUGUGCUCAGCACUGCCAACUGUUGUUACCUGUGGUAUGGAAAGGGCUGCAGUGGAGAUGAGCGCGAGAUGGGCAGAUCCCUGGCUGACAUCAUCUCCAAGAGAGAAAAGAAUGUGAUAGCAGAGGGUCAGGAACCUGCUGACUUCUGGGUCAACCUGGGAGGAAAGUCCCAGUAUGCCAGUGGCAAGAGGCUUCAAGAAGAAAACAGCCAGAUCACUCCACGCCUGUUUGAGUGCUCCAAUCAGACAGGUACAUUCGUUGCAACUGAGAUUUCAAACUUUAAUCAAGAUGACCUGGAUGAGGAUGAUGUCAUGCUACUAGACGCUUGGGACCAGAUUUUCCUGUGGAUUGGGAAAGGAGCCAAUGAGACUGAGAAGAAGGAAGCUGUAACUACAGCACAAGAGUACUUGAAGACCCACCCUGCUGGGCGGGACUCAGACACGCCCAUCCUAGUGGUCAAGCAAAGCUUUGAACCACCCACCUUCACUGGCUGGUUCCAUGCCUGGGAUCCUCACAUGUGGAAUGAUGGAAAGUCCUAUGAGCAACUGAAGUCAGAGCUUGGAGAUGCAACUGACAUCAUCAAAAUUACCGUGGAUAUGGCCAAGCCUAACUCUCAGAUCAAUGGCAAGGAUCCAGUAGGAGUCAUGUCCUCAUCUACGCUGCCAAACUUCCCAGCAGACCAGCUGGUGAACUGCCAGGUAGCUGACCUACCUGAGGGGGUUGACCCUUCCAGAAGAGAGGAGUAUCUGUCAGACAAAGACUUCAGUCUAGUCUUGGGCUUUUCACGGAUGGACUUCUAUUCUAUGCCAUUGUGGAAACAGAAGAACCUUAAGAAAGAGAAGGGCCUGUUUUAGGAGAGCCAGGAAUCCAUUAUCAGGAUGAGUGAAAGCUAACAGGUGUCUGAGUUAAAGUAUGUCUGAGUGACACCUCAAGGAGAUUACACUACCGUACAGAUGACUGAAACCUGUUGUGAGAUUUUUCAUCUAUUUGUUUACAUAUAAUUGUUUUAUUUAAAAUAUACAUUAAAUAAUUUUACUACAAACAAAACAUAUGGCUGGGUGUGAUUAAGAUUUUAAGAAUAAUUUUCCUUUAAACAAAUUAUACAAGGAUCAUUAUAUAAUACAAAAAUAGUAUAUAUUAAUACCUUUUAAUAACAAGGAACUGGGAUAAAAAAUGUUUAGUUGAAAUGCAGCCCUCUCGCUAGUGUCUCAGCUCUGUCGCUACUCUGUUGCAGCUCUGUUGCACAUCUGUCACAGCUUUGUUUUUACACACAUAAACUGCCAUUGUCACCAUAGCUCUUAAAUGAAUAUGAGCCCUUACAUUUUUAUGAAGUGGUCUUGUAAGUGUUGAACAGUCAUUUCAUGCCAAAACAUAGCAAUAUACAUAGAGAAUACCACGUUUCUGAUGUUAACAUGAAAUAACACUAUUUGCUAAUAUCUUAUAGUGACAUCUAGAUAUUAUUUGUUGCUCUGUGUAUAUAGACUAUUUUCCAAUUGCCAUACAAUCGCUAAUCAAUAAAAGAGUAAACAUCCUUA
Messenger RNA from Electrophorus electricus (electric eel), 3651 nucleotides. It is a transcript of the gene vil1, whose product is annotated as villin 1. Gene Ontology annotation, cellular component: cytoplasm; actin cytoskeleton; lamellipodium. NCBI's taxonomy places the organism in Eukaryota, Metazoa, Chordata, Actinopteri, Gymnotiformes, Gymnotidae. The record is from RefSeq and is a predicted model, not a curated record. Gene Ontology annotation, molecular function: actin filament binding; phosphatidylinositol-4,5-bisphosphate binding. Gene Ontology annotation, biological process: regulation of lamellipodium morphogenesis; cytoskeleton organization; actin filament severing.